AUGGUACCUCCACGUCGUCGCUCGUCGAGAAUUCGGGGCGGCAGUGCUGCACCUAGGACAGCGCAUUAUGGUUCUACUAACCUUGGAGCCGUCACGGAACGCGAUGAGACUCCUACGGGCGAGAAUCAAAUGAAUCUUGAUUCAAUUGUAUCUUCCCCAAUGGUCCCCCGAACUCCAGCGACCGCACCUCGUCCCAAACCAUCCCGCGAAGACAUGCAUCCUAGCAAAGCCCAUCAGAGUACAACUAAAGAGCCCGAUUCUGGCCUACGACUCGGGUUUUCCGACAUCAACGGAAAUGGUGGGGAUCAACCAUCGGGAGUAACACAGAAAUCGCCGUCAAAGACAGGAAUCUCUUCUUCUUUUGACUUUCGGUUUGCUCGACCUGGUCCAGAACUCGGAGAGGAUGCUCAGCGCCUGAUGGAUGAGCUGCGCGAAGAGGCCAUGAAGAUCAAAGCGCACCUAGCGAAAGAGAGAGAAGAUAAGCGCCAAGCUGAAGAAGAAGAACAACAGCAGAGGGCUGAUGAGGGUCAGGCUGUCUCUGGCCGGAGGAUUGCGCAACCGAAGGGUAAGGCAGGCCGUUACAGCGACGUCCAUAUGGCAGAGUUUAAGAAGAUGGACUCUAUCGCCGGUCAUGCUUCUGCAUUCAGGGCUCAACCAGGCCGAUUUGCACCAGCGGCCCAAAGUCUCAAGCGAACCCAAUCGAAGGCAAACCUGGACAGCAGGGAGGAGAGCAACACAAAGAGCAUGCAGCCGGCACACAAGCCAGAAGGUAGCGAGCGCCUGGAGAAUACUGCGCCGGCGAAGCGAGCUCGUAAAGCAAUCGCUGAUGAUACCUCGUCAGCUAGACCCAUCUCUAGAAGUGGUGUGCCAGUUCCAUCUACUCCCAAGCAAGCUCGAUCCUCCGCAUUUCUUGAUGCUAUCACAACUCCAACGCAAGCUUCUCUUGCUAGAACGACGAGCACAAAAGGCCCCACUUCGCAGAUUCCUACCCUGUCCAAAUCUCCUUCGAAGCCAAAUCUGCUGAACGGGACACCUGGACGGCUACAGAAGUCUGCUACCUUGAAUAAUGUGUCAAGUCUUCCAAAAUCCGCUUCAAAGAUCGCCUUAAAAAGCCCUGGCAGAUUUGAGCGCGUUAGGUCGAUUCUUAGACACGUUAGCCCGAGCCAUAAGAAGUCGGCUGCCAAGCAGUCAUCAAUUCCCUCGUUGAGCAGAAGUCCCAGCAAGCCAAAUUUUGACAAAGCACUCCCAUCAGUCCCAACAACCCCUGUUGCCGCAAAGACAGUCAAAAAUAUAAAUUUCACACCAGAUACCACAAAAAAGACAUCCGCCGCCGCGUUUCAAAACUCUCCUUCGCCCCAAAAAUCUGGAAUUCCUCGAUCAAAGUCGAAUAGGAGCAUGAAGAGCUCUGCUUUACCAUCUGACUCCAGAAUCGCUUACCCCAAUAUCGCAUCUAACCCGGAUGUUGUGACAAAGCGUCCAGAGGUUGAGUACCCAUCCCUCACCGGGGUGCGACCUCUUCCUCCUAUCCCACAUGCCGAAUCAUCGCGUCCCCCACCUUCAGUUCCUGGCACUUUCACAUUCCGCAGUGAUCACACGAUUGAUUUCGGUGCUUCUCCUAAAUCUUUUGGCUCAUCUUCCGGCCAAGCGAGUAUCCGCCAAGUCCGCCCAAGCGUUUCUCAUUCAAUGCCUGGGAGCUUUCCAGGAAGCAACAAGGAAAACACCGAACCCCUUCCAGCAGUCCCUCAUGGUAUAGUCAACAAGAAACGACGCCGUGCAGAAUCCGACGACACAGAGGACGAUGCUGAUCGCUCUCCAAAAAAGCAAAAGGCUCAGGUGGCUGAAGGUGCGGCGCUCGUGGCACCACGUCUCAUUGCUACACCUAAACCAAAGCUCAGCAGUGCCGCAGCGUCACCAAAGAAGGGUGUCCUGAGUAUGAGUCGUCUGAACAUGCUUGCCCGGCCUAAGAUGCGAAAGUAG
Molecule: messenger RNA, 1977 nt
Organism: Glarea lozoyensis ATCC 20868
Lineage: Eukaryota; Fungi; Ascomycota; Leotiomycetes; Helotiales; Helotiaceae
Exons: 2
Coding region: 1-1977 (658 amino acids)
Source: RefSeq, a predicted model, not a curated record